CUGGCGGGUCGGGGGCAGGUGGCUGCUCCUGGGACAAGGUCCUGCAGCGCUCACAUCAGCCCCAGUCCCCUGUCCCUGCUGUGCACUCCAGCACCUCUGGACACCCCAGCAACUCAGCUCAGCUCCGGGGAGAGGGAAGGAGCACGCAGGCCGCGCUGAGAAGUCCUAAUCAAGCUUCUCCAGCCCCACUGUGUCACCUACUCCUUGGCAGUGGUCAGCAGCCUCUUGUAGAAGCCCUGGAAGAAGCCUUUUGCCACAGUCCUGCUCAAUUUGCUGAAGAAGGGCCAUGUCUGCCUUUGAUCAGAGGAACCAGAGCAUGCAGCACACAGAGCCUGGGACAGACUGCAUCACGCCUCAGGUGAAGCCAAGGGGUGAGAUGUUCGUCUUUAUUGAUGGGAAAUGGGUGAAUGACCAUUGGUGCCAGCCACCCUUUUCUUCACACCAGAAACUCUUCAGCAAGAAGGCACAGAAUGAGUGGAGCAUCUGGGAGGAGAACAGAGCACUCUGGCAAGAAAACCAAAUCCUAUGGAUCAAAAACAGGAUGCUCUGGGAAGAAAACAAGGCCCUACAGUAUCUUCAGUCACAGAACAAAUCUGUCCAGGUAAUUUACACUGAUGCUAUUCAGAGAAGCCUCAAGAAGAAAAAUAAACCUUUUCCACUCUUCCAAGAGAGGAAUACAGGCUUUCAGCUCAGCCUGGGCAGCAAAGCUCUCCAGGCAGUCCAGGAAAAGAAUAAAAUAUUUGAAGAUUUCCAGCAGGAGAAUAAAGCACUCCCUGUUACCUGGAAAGGCCCAAAAGCCAUCACAGUCCAUGAAGAGAGCAAAGAUGCCCGCUCAGAUCUUCAGAACACCAUUGACACCAUUGCAGCUGUGGAAAAGAUUAACCCUGGCCCAGUCCCCCAGCAGGAAUGUGAAGGUAAAAGGAAAAGCACUACUCCAACUCAGAACAAGAUUCACUCUGCCCCAAGUACACCAGGAGAGCAUGAAGUUCUCAGAGUUCUCCAGGAGUUACGUGAGCUCCUCCACACCUUCCUUAAAACGAGCCAUCCUCCUGGGGAGAAACAGUGCUGUCACAACCUCUAUGAUGUGAACAGAUCCUUCCAAGAAGAUUACAGCAAGCUGAAGCUGCAGCUGAAGGCUGUGAAAAACACUGUGUCAGACAUUACAGCUCAAAUGGACAUGCUGGAAAAGGAGAUAAAUGCCAUCACUACCCCAGUGUAUGAGGAAGCAGGACAGAAGCUGGCAACUGAGCAUCAGCUUGGAGAUGUGUGAAGCUUGGGACUUAGAACUGCUAGUUCAUUUCCCAGAAAACUUCUCUCCUUUUUUCAGGAAACCUACUAAAAUCCCAAUACAGCCUGUAGAUAUCUGGGAACACCGUGUCCUUCUGAAACUUUCUUGCACUA
Molecule: messenger RNA, 1401 nt
Organism: Zonotrichia leucophrys gambelii
Lineage: Eukaryota; Metazoa; Chordata; Aves; Passeriformes; Passerellidae
Gene: CBY2
Product: chibby family member 2
Exons: 2
Coding region: 287-1270 (327 amino acids)
Source: RefSeq, a predicted model, not a curated record